Molecule: messenger RNA, 1184 nt
Organism: Zootermopsis nevadensis
Lineage: Eukaryota; Metazoa; Arthropoda; Insecta; Blattodea; Termopsidae
Source: RefSeq, a predicted model, not a curated record
CUUCUACCAGACUACACAAUGCAACAACCUAGAAGACAGCCAUCUUCAGACUCACCCCCCGUUACAUUCGAUCUCAUUACAGGGAAAAUCUUCUGUAAUAUUAAGAUAUUUUAGUGAUGAGGAGUUUCAUGUAAUUACAUGUGGAAAACGUUGUAACUAUCUCCUUACUCAAAUUUGUUUUUCAGUGAAGAGGGGGCUUUACAGAUUUUUGAAAAUAACAGAACAAACAUUAUUUACAUUUAAAAACUGUGGGGAAUAUCCUCAUUUGCAUUAUAGUUUAAAUCAAACCAGUUAAUACAUCAUCGUUAAAUUGUCUAUGAUCCAUCAAUACAAAUAGCCCAAUAACUAAUUAAAGAACAGCAUCGUACAAGGUCAUGAUGUACUGUCAUCUCCUGCGUGGAUAUUACUGAUAGAACAUGUUGAAUUUUGUGCAUAGUUAUUGUAUUGACUUUAAUCGUUGUCUAAUUAUUUUUGUUAAAAGCCACAAAGGUUCGGAAGCUGGUUCUACUAUUGUCUUCAGGUGAAAGUAGACGAAGUAUAACCAAAUUUUUAAACGUUUUUGGCUAAGAAUAUGCCUAACAAAAUAAAGACAUUCACCCAAUCUAACUGAUGUCAGAAUCCUUUAAAUUGUUUUAUGUUCUAGUUUAAACAGACGAAGUAUGGGUCGUGAAGAACGUAUACUUCUCUGCAGCUGCAGCGAGGUGAUAUUCUUAAUAUUGUUAGCUGUGGUCAGUAGUUCAAAAACCAGUUAUCAACAGCGAACCCGUCGCAUCGAAUCCAUAACCUCUUGCUUUCUGGCUGAAUAUGCUCGCUGGAGGAAACUGGAUCAAGUAGUCAUAUACCAGCACUCCACAUCGGGAACUAUGGAUCUUGUGAAGGGGCUUAGCAGGCGCGGUGUGUUCGUUGGUCUUCAGGAUCUGAAGGACCCUCAUAUUCCUUCUGCCAUCAGCAUCGCCCGACACAGGAUCGGCGCCGUCAUUGUGACUGGGUCUAGGGUGUCACUUGUCGCAGAAGAGUUCCUGGAACAGGUAGGACAAAUAAUUACAGACUGCAAUCCUUCAGCCAAUAUGAGUCACGGUCUAAUGAAAGCAGCAAGCCUUUUCCCACAGUUAACACGCGCCUAUAUAAAGAUGUUUCCAAAAUUGGGUUUUGCGGGAACCGGCGAAAUAAAACGGCAAGAUUAG